Saitoella complicata NRRL Y-17804 is the source of this 1273-nucleotide messenger RNA. Its product is annotated as alpha/beta-hydrolase. NCBI's taxonomy places the organism in Eukaryota, Fungi, Ascomycota, Saitoellomycetes, Saitoellales, Saitoellaceae. Bases 42 to 1172 code for a protein of 376 amino acids. The transcript is spliced from 3 exons. The record is from RefSeq and is a predicted model, not a curated record.
CUGAAUGUCCGAUACAUGUGUUGGCAGUAAAGCUCGGAGUCAUGGGUCUUGCUAAGAUGUUCGGCGUAUACAGUCAAGUAUCCCGCGCAAGAGCCUACCUCGGUUUGGGGCCAUACCUCGCACUCGCUGCUUAUGCGACAGACUUGGCCAGUAUCGCCAUCUACAUUUACUUCGCAUACAGCCAGAUUACCUCCUGGCAGACCUUCGCAGGCAUGCCACAAUUGAAGGCCAAGGACGCCAAUGGCGAGCCUAGGACGGCCCUUCCCUCGCUUCUCAGCGCCGAAAUGAUGUCCCAAGUCAUCGCACCUUUGUUCGUCCCGUCCGAGGAUACCGCACUUUACCCCGACAUUUCCUAUAACCCCCGCAAGACUCUCUCCAACAAUGCAGUCAAGCGUCUUGUCCUCAAGACCGAGGGACUCCUUGAUGUCAUUGCUCCUCGAGGCCGCGCGAAGAAGGCACCUGUCGUUCUGUGGAUUCACGGUGGUGGCUGGGUUCAGGGCUCCAAGGAGGACCCCUAUGCUUUCCCAUAUAUCCUUGCCAGACAGGGUAUCGUAGUUGUUAGGAUGAACUACCGCAAGCCUCCGUCAUACCCUCUGCCUGCUGCCUUGGUCGAUGUCAGGAGAGCUUUGCGUUGGAUCCAUCAGCAGAUUGAGGCUUUCGGUGGUGACCCGGAGUGGAUCUCUAUUGCUGGUGACAGUGCUGGAGGACACCUUGCAAGUCUUGCCGCAUCUGGAUUGGCGCACUUGAAGGAGGAAGGAGAUGACGAGCCAGAGAUCAAACUCAAGGCUGCCGUCCUGAUCUGCCCGGUCACUGAUGUUACCACUAAAGCAAACGGUAACCUCUGGCAAGACGAUUUCCCUGCUCUCAUCAACUCUAUCUCCGAGGCCAACGCCAAUGACAAGAUUAACCCCUACAAAUCCCUCAAGCCCGACUCACCAUCCAUGCUACUCUUCCACGGAACUCGGGAUUCCUUCGUACCGAUCGAGCAGAGUUACGAAUUUGUUAGGCAGUACAAGCAGAAGGUUACGGAGGGCGGGAAGAUUGACUUCGUCCUCGUGGAUGGAACGAACCACUUUUCUCAUUGCUUUGCUGGGCCGAAGAGUGUGUGGCAGGGAUACGCGGCAGCUGCGUGGUUGGAGGACCAGUGGAAGGCUUCCAAGAAGGAUGCGUGAAGAAAUAGCAUUGUUACGGCCCUACGAGUGAGGUACAUUCAGAUGGACAUUUCAAAAGAUAGCGGAGUUGCAGUAUGUUGCAACUGCAAUUGAGGAGCUGG